GCGCAGGCUGGGUGCGGGGCCGCAGCCGCCCGAGGCUCGCGUAGCGGGGGAGCGGGCUGGGCUCGGGAUGGGCGCCCGUCCGCGCUCGGGCGCGCGGGCUGCAGUCACCCGGUCGCGCUCCCCUCCGGGCCGCGCCGCGCGGAGACCCCGGGUGGCGGCGAGGACUGCGGGCGGCUGUUGGGGCGCGGGCGGGGGAGGGGCGCGGCCCGGCCUCGCUCGCUCGGGACGCGCGUGUGGGCACCUUGUGUCUGUGGCCUCUCCAGAAGGAGGCCCUGGCCACAGCCUCGGUAAAGUUGUGGGUCAGAAGUGUAUACAGUUGCCAAACUUAUUGUCAGCUUCCUGCCUCAGCAACUUGUGUUUGGUGGUCAGAUAUCCAGUUGUACAUUCUCACAUCAAUGCACUGCCAAUGGGUUAUAUCCUGUGUUGUGACCUCAUGGUUUAAGUGGGAAUAAAGAUGAGUAUAAGCAGUGAUGAGGUCAACUUCUUGGUAUAUAGGUACUUGCAAGAGUCAGGAUUUUCUCAUUCCGCAUUUACCUUUGGUAUAGAGAGCCAUAUAAGUCAGUCCAAUAUAAAUGGUGCCCUUGUCCCACCUGCCGCAUUGAUCUCUAUCAUCCAGAAAGGCCUACAGUAUGUAGAGGCAGAAGUUAGCAUAAAUGAGGAUGGCACCUUAUUUGAUGGGCGACCUAUAGAGUCUCUGUCCCUGAUCGAUGCUGUCAUGCCUGAUGUUGUCCAAACAAGACAACAAGCCUACAGAGACAAACUUGCACAGCAACAUGCAGCCGCUGCUGCAGCUGCUGCCGCAGCCACUAACCAACAAGGAUCUGCAAAAAAUGGAGAGAAUACAGCAAAUGGGGAGGAGAAUGGAGCACAUACCAUCACAAAUAAUCAUACCGAUAUGAUGGAGGUAGAUGGGGAUGUUGAAAUCCCUCCCAAUAAAGCAGUUGUGCUACGGGGCCAUGAAUCUGAAGUUUUCAUCUGUGCCUGGAACCCUGUUAGUGAUCUCCUGGCAUCAGGGUCUGGGGACUCCACAGCAAGAAUAUGGAAUCUUAGUGAGAACAGCACGAGUGGUCCCACACAGCUGGUCCUUCGACACUGCAUACGGGAAGGGGGACAGGAUGUUCCCAGCAACAAGGAUGUCACUUCUCUAGACUGGAAUAGUGAAGGUACACUUCUAGCAACUGGGUCAUACGAUGGAUUUGCCAGAAUAUGGACUAAAGAUGGUAAUCUUGCCAGCACCUUGGGGCAGCAUAAAGGCCCUAUAUUUGCAUUAAAAUGGAAUAAGAAAGGAAAUUUCAUCCUAAGUGCUGGAGUAGAUAAGACUACCAUUAUUUGGGAUGCACACACUGGUGAAGCCAAGCAGCAGUUCCCUUUCCAUUCAGCCCCAGCACUGGAUGUCGACUGGCAGAGCAACAACACCUUCGCGUCUUGUAGCACAGAUAUGUGCAUUCAUGUCUGCAAAUUGGGACAAGACAGACCUGUCAAAACAUUCCAGGGACACACGAAUGAAGUAAACGCUAUCAAAUGGGACCCAACUGGCAAUCUCCUGGCCUCGUGUUCAGAUGACAUGACCUUGAAGAUUUGGAGUAUGAAGCAAGAUAACUGUGUCCAUGAUUUGCAAGCACAUAAUAAAGAAAUUUAUACUAUUAAAUGGAGUCCAACAGGACCAGGGACAAAUAAUCCAAAUGCCAAUCUUAUGCUAGCAAGUGCAUCCUUUGAUUCUACAGUUAGGUUAUGGGACGUUGACCGAGGCAUUUGUAUCCAUACUUUGACAAAACACCAAGAGCCUGUGUACAGUGUGGCUUUCAGCCCUGAUGGCAGGUAUCUGGCAAGUGGUUCUUUUGACAAAUGUGUACACAUCUGGAACACACAGACAGGUGCUCUAGUUCACAGUUACAGGGGAACCGGUGGGAUUUUUGAAGUUUGCUGGAAUGCAGCAGGAGACAAAGUUGGAGCCAGUGCAUCAGAUGGUUCAGUUUGUGUCUUAGACCUUCGGAAAUAGCGUUACUAGUUGGAAGCCAUGGACCGACUAUGAAUGUGUACAUAGCCACAAGACUAUCCCUGACCUACAUCCUGCUAUAGUCCCACUUGAACCAUGGCCAGUCCACUACAGCCAAAUCUAAGAGAAAUAUAUACAUGCAGUAUAUAUGAACACAGCUGUACCCUGAAGAUGAGUCUCUUCCCAGCUUGUGAAUUCUGCUCACCAAGUGCUGGGAUCUAACCUGCUGUGCCCCUAAGUAGCAUUUAGAAGUUUGGAUAUGAAAAGCAGAAGAGAUGGAAUAUGCGUUAUAAGAGCAAACCACACAUGUACCAGUUUUGGAUAUUAAUAACAGCCUUGUUUCUCUCUUUAAAUCAGCCGACACCAUGGAUUAUAUUCUUUUUUUCCCUUCAGUAGUGCACAGUUUGUAUGUACAGAGAACAAGGACUUAACAAAAACUCGCAGCGGUAGUUCGUUCUUCCUUUCAAGUUUGUUUUGGUUUAGAUUAUGGAUGCAUGAAGUAAGGGAGUGAAUCAUUUUCUUGCUUUUAUUUUUCCUUACCUUUUAAAAAAAAAUCUUAAAAAUAUUUUACUGCAUUCUUUGGAAAGGUAGAUGUUUGGUACAUUUUAUGGCUCCCAGAGCAUAUAUUCAUUUGAUGCAUAUUGUGAAGGAGUUGGAAUUAAAGGAAACCACAUGAUGCCUGUCAUGUUACUCUCUAAGACACAUCAGCAAAGGGUAUUAUGUUAUCUUUCUUUUGGGGUUUUGUUUUUGUUUUAUGUGUGUGCGUGUGUGUGUGUGAGAGAGAGAGAGAAAUAAUAGCUUAAGUAAAAUAGUUUUUUCUUUGGGACGUAUUUCUGCCAAUUAAAGACUAGAAGGGCACAAUUUUUUUUAAAUACCAUAAAGAAGAGACACUUUUUUUAAAAAAAAAAUAAUCUUCUGAUGUUUUGCAGCCAUAACUAAAUUAUGGUCAGAAUAUGCACUAUUAUGAGAACGAGCAACCUAGGAUGGGGCUUUUUUUUUUCCUUUUUCUUCUUUUUUUAACCAUUUGUCUGUUUUACUUAUUUCUUAAGAGAUUAAAAUAUUUCUGGAUAAGGAUUAGCUUCUCAAAGUGUCCAUCAUUCUGUAUAGAAGCUUAAAUAUGUAAUGUAACCCAGAUUCCAGUAUUAAAAAUCUCUCAUGUUAUUUCUCUUUUUUACAAAGCAAGAUUAUGGCAUAUAACACUGCCAUCACUUGGCAAAAUGUUUGCUACCUUAGUUUUAAAAACAACUUUUAAAGGCUUGCUUAGAGGUUUCUGAGUAGCGGUGACUGAGAGUUCAGGGAGAACUGUGGCUGCUGUGCCACUCUGCCUGCAUCUGUAGCUUCAAGGCUGCACUUUCUCAAGCAACGUAGAUCUAAGCUGCUGUUUUCCAGUAAUCACUACUAUAUCAUGUCUUCUACUCUGUUCAUAUCAAGUAUUUUUUAAAGAUAUAGGCAUCCAAUCAGAUCUCUUCUUGUGCUCAGCUGAAAGUACAAUAUACCUACAGAUAUUCACUAGAGGCCAUGUUUGCGAAGGUGCUUAUUAACAGGAGAAUCCCAGGUGUGUCGCUUCUGAAGAGAACAGUUGUCAAAUUUAUAUCUUUAAAUUUUUUAUUAAGAAAUUGCUUAGAAAAUUUAUAACACUAUUUGCGUCACUAGUUCUUUUGAGGCCUUUGACUGCUGAGUCCCACCCUGUGUUUUGGUAAGCGUCUCGAACCCGGCCCUGCAGCCUCGAUGCUCAGUAUCUGCUGCUUUGUUCUUUGCAAAACAGCAUUGAUUGACGCAAGUCUUGUCUUCACUAAGGUAGGGUAGCAUUUGCUUUUGGUAAAGAGGGUGAAUACACUUAAAUUUCACUAUACAUUGUUAUAUCUCCCCAUUGUUCUUAGUGGGGUCUAGGAUACUGUAAUAAUAUUUUUAAAAUUUACACCCAGAGAGGCAGUCGUUUAUGGUUUGUGCCAGGUAUUUUUAGGGUUGGAUCCACUGAGAUAUGUAGAGCUCACUGCUCUGGGGCUCUGUAGGAAAUCUACAAUGCUGAGUAUCUGGCACUUGUGAUUCUGCUUAUACUGAGAGGGUCACAUCUGUUGGCCUCUGUUGUUGUUUAAAAAAAAUAAUAAAAAUAAAAAAUGUGUGCAAUAAUUUUUAAAUGUGCUCCCAGGAAUAGAUACAAACGUUUGAGCAUGCCUGCGCUGCGUUUCCUUCAGCGGUGCAUUUCUCAGUUGCACUGAAUCUAAGCGGAAGUCAGAGGUGGUUGCUGAUUGUGCUUUGUAUUUUGAUAUGACAUUUUAUUCAUUUGCAUACAGUCAUUGACAUUCUUCCCAGCUGAUUCAAAGACAGUCACAAAUUCCUGCAAUACAGCUGCCAGAAUGAGAGCUGAAUUUUAUGAUGUUGUCUUGCUUCCUGUUGGGUGUUUGUUAGUUUGGUUUCUUUUCCUCCUUCUUUGGCUAUUUUACUUCAGCACCUAACUAUGACAGGAUGUCUAACAGAGCGUCAGUGCAGAGCUUUCUGUCCCCAAGUCUUGGGUCUUGGAUCUUUCCGGACAGACUUGUCUGAAGGUAUGUUCAUCUUUAGGCUGCUGGUGCUUUGUGAGCAUAGUACCAUGUGCUUUGCUGCUGCUGUCUCUGUCUCUGUAGCCUGCUGGCGUGCCACAAUGCUGCUCCACAGAUGCUGCACCAUGUCUCUCCAGAUGAUCAUGGGAGACCAUGUUUCACAGCAUAUGAAGUUCUAUCUUGGGGUUCUUACUUUCCCUCCUGUCUUUUUCUGAAGAUCCCCAGAGUCCAGUACUCUUUCUAUGGUGUUCAUUUAAAUCACUGUUUUUUGCUCUACGGUAAGGAACUUAAUCAUAAGGAAAAGAGAGCAAGGAGACUUAAAUGAAUACUCUUUGAUUACCAUUGAAUAGAGGGAGCAGCUGCCACCCUUAGAAGGCAUGAAGGAAUCUCUCCUCGCCAUGCUGGAGACAUAGAUUUGCCCCAUUUCCUUUUUCCAUGAUCAGGUAAUAUUGACUUUCAGAUGACUUUAGGAGUGGUAACUGGAAUAGGUCUUAGAGUGUAGCAAAUUCUGUUUUCAUGAAUUAUUCUCUAGGUGAGUAUGUUUUUAGGAUUAAACACCUUUUGCAGUACUGAAAGUGCCUCCUUUUGUGGUAUAAAAAAAAACAAAUUAUGGUGCAAAAAGUAAUCAAUAGACUGAAUCACAUGAAGGUUUUUUGCUUUUUGACAUAAAAAUGUCAAGAGACAGGCCAAAGAUUUGUACUUUUCACUUAUAAAGCACUCCUUUUUUUUCCUUAGGAUUCUUUCUGUCGAAUCAGAUUUAAUGAGAGAGUACUAUUUUUAAGGAGCUAUCUGUUAAUGUAGAAUGAUUUUUGUUAAAAAGAGUACUGUAAAAUAUGAAUAAGGAACAGAGGCCCACAGAGGAUUGGGCAUUGUAGUGUUGAAAGGAGUCACAAAUGACCAGGCUUCUGCUAGCAGACAUGACAGGUUUUAACAGAUGCAUAGGAAAACCAUCUCAGACAGUGCUGUCUUGCUCUUUUAAAGACCAUUUAUGUUUUUGUGAGCACGUUGCAUAUUUCCCCAAAGCUUCAUUCCCUUGAGCUAAGAGUGGUACUUGCAUAGUUGCUGUAGAAAUUCUGCCUGCGUGGACCAACAUUGUGGCACACCAGCAAAAGCCAGCAUUUCGGGGCUAGCAGCCAGCCUGCAGAGACCCUGGGAGUGAUUUUUCGUUUGAUUUUGGUUCCCUCCUUUUCUGAUAUCAGCGAGGAGGGAAUGUUGAGCUCCUCCUUCUAGUAAUAGCUCUGAAGUGUCUGUCAUGUUUAAUAUCAGUUUUUAAUACAUGAUUCUAGUUGAAUAUAGAAGAGAGAAAAAAAAAGGGAGUGGAGUGCUCACAUUUUUUUUAAUCCACUUAUUUCGAAUCUUGUGUCUUCUAUAUGAGUUCUGAGGUGUUCAUAGCAUUCUUUAUUUCAGCCCUUCUGUGACAGUGUUGAAGCAGGUUGAAUAACCAGGCUUUUGUUUGUUUGUUUAAAAAAAAAAAACCUAGCAGGCUAUUUCAUGUUUUCUUUGGAAUUUCUGGAUAAGUUGGAGGAAAUGUUGUGCAUGUCAUAUCUGGUGUACUUUUUCAUCUCAUUACAAGCAGGCAGACUUCUUUGUGUAUCUCUGCCAUCCUUAAAUACAGAAGUGAUUUCUCUCCUGACUUGGACAUUAUUGUUAUAUAUAAUGUUUUCAUUUGGGUUUGGCAAAUCCAUUGGGUCUAAUUCUGUGAGCAUACCAUAGCACUGGGUGGUGAUGUCUGCAUCCUCUCUUUAGUUCCCCAGUUAACUGUAAAGCUGUUGUAAAAGUAUAAACCAGCCCGGGACAGUUUUUGUAUAUGUUAAAGAACUUUAUUGUUCAGUUUUCAUGAUGAUUGUGCAAGGAAGACUGAUGCAGAUGCCUGUCUCUCCUGGACCAUGUCAAUGACACUUACGAUGUAUUUUGGUUCCACAUCACAGUGAUUUGUCCCUAAUGACCCUUUGACCCUUUCCAGGCACAUUUUUUGUGUGUGUGUUGUUGUUGCAGUUUUCUCCUUUGCGUUGUAUUGCUUUGACAACUGUAAUUUGAAUCAGAUCUGAAAGAGGUCCAGAAUAAAAUAUAUUUUGAUAUUA
Messenger RNA from Alexandromys fortis (reed vole), 6617 nucleotides. RefSeq names its product TBL1X/Y related 1 (gene Tbl1xr1). Bases 455 to 1999 code for a protein of 514 amino acids. The transcript is spliced from 16 exons. Gene Ontology annotation, biological process: regulation of transcription by RNA polymerase II. NCBI's taxonomy places the organism in Eukaryota, Metazoa, Chordata, Mammalia, Rodentia, Cricetidae. Gene Ontology annotation, molecular function: protein binding; transcription corepressor activity. The record is from RefSeq and is a predicted model, not a curated record. Gene Ontology annotation, cellular component: histone deacetylase complex.